AUGAAGCCGCUCUCUCGCUACAGAAAACAUCACCGCCGCGACGGCCAGCGAACCAUUCGCAAGUCCGUGUCGUGCGAGCCGCUGCUCGACAUGUCUUCCUCUGACGAAGAGGACCGCACCGGAGGUGCUCGUCUCACCCGUCGGAGUUUGACUCCAUCUCCCGCGGGAAAGAGACUGUUCGCCAAGAGGUCGGCAUCCGAGGCUGCAAGAUCCCGUCCCGGCAGCGCAGAUUCUUUCCAGGUCGGCGCAAACCACGAUGAUGAUGUCUUUGCAGAGGACGACGAUGACUCGGCCUCCGUCUCCGGGGCUCGUACCAGCGAGGAAGAUCCUAGCACUUCGCAUAUGGGACAGCUUCCGGGGGAUAAGAUCCCUUCCGUUGACGCCCAGGGGAUUUAUCCCCCCACGGCCUGUAUAUUCGCCGCCAAUCUGGCUCAACUUUAUGAUGACAAAACGCUUGAGUAUGAAGUCACUCGAACGUUUUCUAAAUACGGCCCAGUCUUCGUCAAGAUCCGCCGCGACGCGCGCCAUAUGCCGUUUGCAUUUUGCCAAUUUACUUGUGACGAGCAUGCAAAAGAGGCCAAGGAACGAGGCUGUAACGCUUAUAUCCUCGGCCGACAAUGUCGCACUGAAAUGGCCAAGGCCCAUACUACCUUCAUGGUAUACAAGCACUCUGGAGAUUCCGUCACAGUUGAUGAAGCUACAAAUCUCAUGAGCUCCUUGGGAGAAGUUGCCGAGGCCGAACAGCUCGCGGCCGACAUGCAGCGCUCCAUGCGUCUUCCACCUACCAUCGUCGUCAGGUACAAAAUGUACGAUCCAAGGCGGGAUGUGCCUGGGACCUUUCGAGGCGAUCGCAAGUACAAAGUCAUCCCGUAUGACCCCAGGCCAUCUGGCAACGCCAAGCCGGACCCCCAAGGCAGCCCAAACAGGGCACAAUUCCUUCACCAGUACGAUCGCGACAGACGAUCCGUAUACAUGGGCAAUCUUCCAAUGAACAUGACCGAGGAGAUUCUCCGAAACCUCGUCGGCGCUUGCGGCGAGAUAGCUUCUGUGGUUCUCUUCAAGAAGCCGGUCCCAGGAAGUCCAAGCAAAAUGACUUGCUUUGCCUUUAUCGAGUUCUCUCGCCCCGACACCGCGGACGAUGCCAUCAAGACGUUUAACAACACGGACAUUAAUGGCUUCCGCGUUCGCGUCGACAGAAAGCAAUCUCGUACCUUUGAGACGCCCCGACGCCAAAUUCCCAUGCGCUCGACCCAGUACUCGCACUCAACCUUUCCCCGUCGUCGCCACGCGCCCGUCAUGGCGCCCGUCUCGCCCCUUCACACCAUGUUUGAUCCGCCCGCCGGCCCCAGCAAGCCGUCCUCGCACCACAGCUCGCCCAUUGAUUCGGAGCAGACCCCCAGGACGGCCGUGGAAGCUGCCCAGACCAUCUCUGGUGAGAGCAACCUCUUUACCCCGACGCCCAAAAGGUCGUAUGGCAACGGCAAUGGCGGUUUUGCAUAUGGCAACAUGGAGACGCCCAUGGCCAUGCAGCAGCAGCAUGCCCCCAUGCCCAUGGGCUGGAUGCCGCCGUUCCCCCCGUAUCCAUACGGCCCACCCAUGUCGCCUUACGGCCCGAUGACCCCUCACGGUACUCCCGGCGUCAUGUACCCGGGAUACAACCCGGGACCGUACUACCCCGGCAUGUACGACAUGUAUCCCAUGGCGUCGCCCCCUCACAUGAUGGCGCCGCCGCCGCAGAUUCAGCCAGCCCCAGCACCACCAGUGCGAGCUGAAGCUCCCGCCGAGGCACAGCCUGCAUCUGGCGGACAAGACACCAAGGAAGAAAAGUGA
This is a messenger RNA of Cordyceps fumosorosea ARSEF 2679, 1830 nucleotides long. Its product is annotated as RNA-binding protein. The transcript has 9 exons. Bases 1 to 1830 code for a protein of 609 amino acids. NCBI's taxonomy places the organism in Eukaryota, Fungi, Ascomycota, Sordariomycetes, Hypocreales, Cordycipitaceae. The record is from RefSeq and is a predicted model, not a curated record. Gene Ontology annotation, molecular function: RNA binding.